Molecule: messenger RNA, 1679 nt
Organism: Oryza sativa Japonica Group (Japanese rice)
Lineage: Eukaryota; Viridiplantae; Streptophyta; Magnoliopsida; Poales; Poaceae
Biological process (GO): protein ubiquitination; modification-dependent protein catabolic process
Cellular component (GO): nucleus; cytoplasm
Molecular function (GO): protein tag activity; ubiquitin protein ligase binding
Source: RefSeq, a predicted model, not a curated record
CAGAAAAUGCAGAUCAUCGUGAAGACUCUGACCGGCAUCACCAUCACCCUCGAGGUGAGACCAUCCGACACGAUCGACGACGUGAAGGCGAAGAUCCAGGACAAGGUAGGCAUCCGCUCCGACCAGCAGCACCUCGUCGACGUCUCCGCCGGCAGCAAGCAGCUCGACGACGGCGGCAGCACCCUCGCCGACUACGACAUCCACGACGAGUCCACGCUUCACCUCGUGCAAAUGCAGAUCUUUGUGAAAACCCUGACCGGCAAGUCCAUCACCCUUGAGGUGGAGUCAUCCGACACAAUCGACAAUGUGAAGGCGAAGAUCCAGGAUAAGGAGGGUAUUCCCCCGGACCAGCAGCGCCUCAUCUUCGCUGGCAAGCAGCUCGAGGAAGGACGCACCCUUGCUGACUACAACAUUCAGAAGGAGUCGACCCUCCAUCUUGUCCUCCGUCUCCGUGGUGGCCUGUGGAUCUUCGUCAGGACGGUGACGGCCGGACCGCUCGCCGUCGAGGUGAACCCGUGGGACACCGUCGGGAAGGUGAAGGCCAAGAUCCAGGCUAAGGGGGGCAUCCCGGCGGCGCAGCAGCGGCUCAUGUUCGCCGGCCGGCACCUCGAGGACGGCCGCACCCUCGCCGAGUACGGCAUCAAGAAGGAGGCCAACCUGCACCUCGCCCUCCGCCUCCGCGGCGGAGGCGCUGCCGGCGGCGGCGGCGACGCGCGUGCGGCUGACUCCGGCGGCUGGGGUCACUGGGCGACCACCGUCGGCCUCUUCGUCACCAUGGUUUCCCUCGCCGUGGCGGUGAACGCCGGCGACGCUGGCGACCUCCAACUCUUCUUUCUUUGGGCACUUGCUGUUGCCGGAGUUAACCUGAUCACCGCCGGCGUCUACCUCUCCAGCAGAGACGACGUGAGCCGGAGCUGCACCGUAGUGCUCGCCAUGGCGGCUGCGUUCGCUCGUCGGAAUUUGGCCGUGUUGGGUACCAUCGCCGCGUCGUCGGCAGCGACCGGAGUCAUGUUCAGCGCCACGCAACCGGUGCUCUGCUUCUUUUUCUUCGCUCUGUUUGUUUCCUCUCUUUCUCUUGUCACAAACCACUGUUGCUGAUGGACACAACUACUCCCCCGUAAAAAAAAAAAAAACAACUCAACCUGUGACCCCUACUAAACUACUCCCUCCGUCCCAUAAUAUAAGGGAUUUUGAGUUAAUUCAAAAAAAUUUUAGAAUUAUUAUUUACUUUUUUGUGACUUACUUUAUUAUCCAAUCCAAAGUACUUUACGCACAACUUUUCGUUUUUUAUAUUUGCAUAAAUUUUUUGAAUAAGACGAGUGGUCAAACACUACAAGCAAAAACUCAAAAUCCCUUGUAUUAUGGGACGGAGGGAGUACUAUGAAUACAAAGGGUCACAUCCCCUCUUAAGUUAAAUUUAUUUAGCACGGAAAGAGUACACAAGAGCUUGUUUUUUGAUAUAAUAUAUAUAUAUUUUUCUUAUUUUCUAUCUGAUAGUAAGUUUAAUAGUAGGCUAUAAGUUAAUUAUAAGCUUAUGAGAAAGAGAGAAAAAUAAAGAAAAUGAAAAGUAUUGUCUGUCUUGUCUAUAAGCCGGUAAUAUGAUCCUCGUUGUUGUCUUGUCUAGUUGGGCUGUAACUAUGCAUGAGAUAUGCUAGUGAAUAUAAUAUGUGUGUUUAUCA